Messenger RNA from Zingiber officinale, 597 nucleotides. Its product is annotated as zinc finger protein 6-like. Gene Ontology annotation, molecular function: transcription cis-regulatory region binding; DNA-binding transcription factor activity. The record is from RefSeq and is a predicted model, not a curated record. Gene Ontology annotation, biological process: cytokinin-activated signaling pathway; trichome morphogenesis; gibberellic acid mediated signaling pathway. Lineage: Eukaryota; Viridiplantae; Streptophyta; Magnoliopsida; Zingiberales; Zingiberaceae. Gene Ontology annotation, cellular component: nucleus. The transcript has a single exon. The coding region runs from base 1 to 597 and encodes 198 amino acids.
AUGGAGGAGAAGGCCGCAACGAGCCCGAGGAUCAGGUUGUUCGGGAUUCAAGUGUCGGAGAACGACAGCGUCUCCGGCGAGGAGAGCAGCCCCACCUCGGCGGCUUCCGGCGAAGGGAGGAAGUACGAGUGCCAGUACUGCUGCCGCGAGUUUGCGAACUCGCAGGCUUUGGGCGGACACCAGAACGCGCACAAGAAGGAGCGGCAGCACCUGAAGCGCCUUCAGCAGCAGCAGCAGCAGCAGCACCUCGCUACCUCCGGCCGCCGCUCGCCUCCCGCGGCGGGGAACUACUACUGUCAGAACAUGGCUGCGGCCUUCUCGCCGCACCUCCUCUCGCCGCAUCCUGUGGGACCCCCGGCCAACUGGGUCUACUACGGCCGCACGACCGCGCCGGUUAAUCACUGCAUCGUGCCGCGCUCUUUGCCUGCUAACUGCGCGUACGUCGGAGACGUUGGCGGCGGUAGGUUGAUCUACAGGGACGGCCAUGCGGUCGAAGGGUCUUCCGUCACUUUCGCCGGGGCGGCGCUGGAGGAGGAAGCGGCGGAGGACGCGUACGGGCUAAACCUGCGCCUUAGCUUGGCUCCUGCUGGUUCAUGA